Lethenteron reissneri (Far Eastern brook lamprey) is the source of this 1665-nucleotide messenger RNA. Its product is annotated as adapter SH3BGRL-like. Gene Ontology annotation, cellular component: cytoplasm. The record is from RefSeq and is a predicted model, not a curated record. NCBI's taxonomy places the organism in Eukaryota, Metazoa, Chordata, Hyperoartia, Petromyzontiformes, Petromyzontidae.
CCCCCCCCCACAAAUCUACCCACGACACACAGACGCACAGUGAGAGACACUGACAACCCAGAGGAGACACGUACAACUCUGGGGACAACUGGCACCCUGAGACAGAAAAUCAGGCAGCAGAGAGAGAGAGAGGGAGAUAGAGAGACGUUGGCUGGGCCAGGAGGUGCGGACGAGGAGAGAAGGAAGAGAGAGAGAGGAGGAGGAGGAACGCAACGAUGGUGAUUCGCGUGUUCACAGCCGCCCUGGCGGGUUCCGCCGUGAUCAAGAAGAAACAGCAGGACGUGGUCGGCUUCCUCGAGUCGAACCGCAUCGCCUACGAGGAGCUCGACAUCGCCAUGAACGACAUCAACCGCCAGUGGAUGAGGGAGAACGUGCCGGGCGCGAGGAGGCCCGUCGCUGGCUACCCGCUCCCGCCGCAGAUCUUCAACGAGGAGUCCUACUGCGGGGAUUAUGAGGCUUUCUUCAAUGCGAAGGAGAAUGAAGCCAUCCUCACGUUCCUCGGAAUAGCCCCACCGCCCCAAGAAAAGGCAGAAGUGGAGGAGGCCGCAGUGGAGGAGACUUUGGAGGAACCGCAGGCAGAAGACCACGAGGAGGAGGAGGAGGCUGAGGAGGAGGCGGAGGUGGUGGAGGCCGUGGAGGAGGAGGAGGAAGAAGAGGCUGAUGUGAAGGAGGAGGAGGAGGAGCACGUGACAGAGACGGAGGAAGACCCAGAAGAUGAGCCAGUCACAGAGGACGAAGACGAGGCGGAGGCGGUGUCAGAGGAGGAGGCCGAGGAGGAGCCGGCAGAGGGUGACUCCCAAGGCGAGGAUGCGGCGGAGUAAAGCGGCACGAAGGCCAACAUGGAGUUUCCGCGUUCAGGCCUUGGAACACGGCGGAACACGGCGGGAGGCUUCACGGCCGUGGUGGCAGCUGCCGCCGCCGGUGGGCCGUCACCGUCGCUCGCCGCCGGAGGGAGGCCGCAUCACGAAGCGCAGCGGCGUUCUCCCGCGUCCCACAGGCCACUCCACGGCGUUCGUGUUUAAAAUGCAUGUCCGUGUGUUACCGGAACCCUCGCGCAACCUGCCACCGGCGCGUCGAUGUUUGCCUGCCCACUGGCACGCGGAAGCAGACGACGUUUUUGCAAAUUCGCUCGUGCCACUGAACCCUUUACCCGUUUCCGUUCACCGCUGAAUCAUGGAAUGCCGCGCAAGCGGUUCAGCGUUAAUUUUAUUUCGAGAGGCGUAGCGCCAUUGUUUUUAAAGAUAUUGUCCUCACCGCAGAGAACCGUAGCGAAACGACCGUAUUCUAUCAUAGCUGGCACCAAACUAUGCCACACGCCCUCCCGCAUGGCCUUGCGGGAGCCUCGGUAACGAUAAAGUUGUUUAGUUUUUCUUCCAGUUUCGGAACGGAAUCGGAAGAAAAACUAAUGACGUACAUGCACGUCAUCGGAAUGGGAGAGGGUUGGGAGUGCAAUCGAGCCGCGUUGUCGAAACUGUGAGCAAAAGAAUUAGCUACUUGUAAAAAUAAACACAUUCACAAUGACUUAAGCGUUCUAAAUAUACGAUGUCGUCGUGUGGUUUAUGGAAGUUCCGGCUGGGAGUUGUCAUGACUUUGACUCUCGCGCAUUGCCAUGUCGAUGUAUCGAAAAUUGUGUUAAGAUUAAAGAUGCGACUGUUACACUUCCUA